Messenger RNA from Sinocyclocheilus anshuiensis, 4151 nucleotides. RefSeq names its product igLON family member 5. Bases 403 to 1401 code for a protein of 332 amino acids. The record is from RefSeq and is a predicted model, not a curated record. The transcript has 8 exons. Lineage: Eukaryota; Metazoa; Chordata; Actinopteri; Cypriniformes; Cyprinidae.
AGCGAUGCACAGUGAUUCUGAUUCACUGAGCACACAACAUCCCACUAAACCAUCUCAACUGUCGCUUUUCUCUUUUUCUGUGGAUGCCCUUGUAUUGAAGGAAAAAAUCUGAGGAGGUAUACACAAUAUUUUUUUUCGCGCAAGGAUUUAUUUAUACAUUCUCUGGCACUCCAAACGCCAACAGAUUGUGUUUGGUCUCCUUGCAAAGGGUCACUUGGGAAAAUCGACCCGUCUUGUGGCACUCCUGACCCACUUGGAAGAUUUGUAGACUGCGGACGUUUCGUGAAAUAGGACACACGGACGGACAACUGCGGUUUAUGCGUGUUCCCGUUCAUAGAAGAUAAAACCGGACUGUUGCUGCAAGAACUGACACAGAGAAAUAACAAACAAUCAACUCAAAACAUGAGCUGCGCAAUGUUGCGACACGCGCUCGCUUUGCUCUUGGCGUUGCUGUGGAAAGGGCCCACCGGUGCUCAGGCGGCCGAGUUCGGACACUUGCCCGACAACAUUACCGUGCUGGAAGGAGAAAACGUAGUUUUGAGAUGCAAGAUAGACGAGGAGGUCACUCACAAGGCAUGGUUGAACCGCUCCAACAUCUUAUUUACGGGCACAGAUAAGUGGUCCCUGGACUCCCGCGUCUCCCUGGUGAACAACAACAACAGCGACUUCUCCAUUAAGAUUGAGCGAGUGAUGGUGGCAGACGAGGGACCCUACACAUGCAGCUUCCAGGCCAAAAACCAGCCCCGUACGGCCCACGUCUACCUCAUCGUUCAGGUGCCAGCCCGGAUAGUGAACAUCUCGCAGGAUAAAUCGGUGAAUGAAGGCGAUGACGUCAAUCUUUUUUGCCUGGCGGUGGGCAGACCAGAGCCAACCGUCACCUGGAAGGACUUCAGAUACGGUCUCAUGAGCGAAGGCGAGUUUCUGGAAAUCACAGAAAUCAAGCGGCAUCAAGCGGAGGAUUUUGAAUGCAUCACCAACAAUGGCGUAGCUCCGCCAGACACGUACCGCGUCAAGGUCACAGUCAACUAUCCACCAGUAAUCACAGACGUAAAGAACAUGCCCGCCCAGCUGGGAAAAACUGCAAUCUUACGCUGUGAAGCUAUGGCGGUGCCCACCGCAUCCUUCGAAUGGUACCGGGAUGACCGAAGGCCGGUAGAGAGCGAUAACACGCUGAAGAUUAAAAACGAGAAAACACGUUCCCUGCUGCUCUUCACCAAUGUCACAGAAAAACACUUUGGCAACUACACCUGUUUCGCCUCCAACCGCCUCGGGGCUUCCAAUGCCAGCAUGCUACUCUUCAGGCCCGGGGCCGUGUACGGCGGAGCGGCGUCUCUGAACGGCCGUUUAUCAGGAGUCGGCCUGUGGUUCUGCCUCUCCAUCUCUGUUCUGAUGAAGGUCUAAAACUUUCCCGCUUCGGAAGGAAUCUUUAAAUACGAACCCAUCACUGUGAACAAAAAGAAAUUAUGCAUUAAUCCAGGAGCCAUCACUACAUCACUCGGUCAUUCCUUCCUCUUCCCAUUCACGCCCGGUCGCAUAUCACUGCUUCACUCCUCCCUCCCGUCGCCAACGAUGGUCACCUUUUAUCGUCCAAACCUGAAAUGUGAUGCAAAUGAUGUGAACGACAAGUGUAAUGCCAGUUGGGUGUCUCUUGAUGUGCGUGCUGGACAUGCUGGUUGUAAAGUGACGUGUCGACGAUGACUGUUGCGAUGUCCGGGUGAACCGGUCAAAGCUGUUCACCAGCGGGCCCGUCGGUUCCCGACACAGAGAUCCGAGCUGAACGGUGGUGCAUUCUGACGUGCGUAGCUACUAUGAAUGAUGUCAAACCACAUGUUUUCUUUCUAGCAAGGAGGGCCGUGUCAUCUCAGCCCCUCGUUUGCGUUCGUUUGGGCUCUCGACCCAAAGCAAACAUCUGACCCGCGUCCAGCCCUCAUAUUGUCCUCAGUCUGUCCAUCACUCAGAUCGUCGGUCCUUCACACUCAGUGUAAAUAUAUAUGCAGUAGAGGCUACAUUUACACUACAUUUCCCAUCAGCCUCUCUGUUUCAGCCUUUCGGCUCGGAGGAUAUUGCUGCCUUUAAGUCACAAUGGAAUGGUCGUAUUUACGAGAUUUACAACCGAAAUGUCAUUAUUAGCCGAGAAUCAUUGGUAUUGAUCGUAAGAAGUUUAGUUUGUACACAUUUAGUGUUGUUUUCUUGUGUUUGACGGAAAGUUAAAAAAGAGAAGUGCUUUAAAUUACUUUUCAAACUUGUUGCAAAGUAUAAAAAAUAGAUGUAGUGUUGGAAAUGUAAGUAUUUGGACACUUUUUGGUUGUCGAAUGUUGGUUAAUAAAAUAAACGUAAAAAAAUAUACAGCUGUAGAUGUCACUCAUCCGCUAAAACUCAUUUUUAAUGUGCAAAUACAGUUUAGAAAAGUCAGAAAGAGUGCAACUUUUCGAAUUAUUUGAAUACAUCAUUGCAACUCAUUAACAAGAGUGCAACUUUUCAGUAUUUUUUAAUGCAUCAUUGCAACUAUUGAGUGCAACUUUUCCGAAUUAUUUUAAUGCAUCAUUGCAACUCAUUAGUAAGAGUGCAACUUUUUAUAAUCAUUUAAAUGCAUCACGGCAACUCAUAAGAGUGCAACUUUUCCGAAUUAUUUGAAUGCAUCAUUGCACCUCAUAAGAGUGCAACUUUUCCAAAUUAUUUAAAUGCAUAAUUGCAACUCAUUAGUAAGAGUUCAACUUUUCAUAAUUAUUUAAAUGCAUCACGGCAACUCAUAAGAUUGCAACUUUUCAGAAUUAUUUGAAUGCAUCAUUGCAAAUUAAAAGUAAGAGUGCAACUUUUCAUAAUUAUUUAAAUGCAUCAGUGCGACUCAUAAGAGUGCAACUUUUCAGAAUUAUUCAAAAGUGUCGUUGCAACUCGUAAGUAGGAACUUUCCACAAAGACUUGAAGGCAGCAGAAGUUUCUGGCGUCUCCUGGCCUGAAACGGUUCAUUGACUUCUUGUUGCUUGUGGAUAGCAUGUACCGGUUAGAAAUGUCCCUCUUGUGACCUCACUUCCUGCACCGACCCCGUUUAACCCCCUGCACUGUGUACAUUUUAAUCUGCAAGGUUAACUGCUAUUGCUUUUUUGGUGUUAAUAAUGAUUAUAAUGAUGAUGAUGAUGAUGAUGACAAUGUUAAUAAGUAUUUGAAUAAAUAUGAUAGUAAUUCCAUGUGAGAAAAAAACGUCAGAGCUGAUCGCAAGCCAUGUGUGUGAAAAUAUUUUGUACUAAAAAUCACUGAAUUCAUCGAACGGCAAAAAGAAAAAAAAACUUUUUGAAGUAUCAUGCUCUGUUUUACCAUGAUUAACUUUUUUAAAAUGGAAGUAAUUUCAACUCGUCCGUAAAAGAGCAAUCAGUGAAAUGUGAGGGUGCUUACACGCUAGACGGAUCUGUUUUGAGCAUGUGAAAAUGGCCGUAGAAACACAAAUUGAACAAAUAUACAGUACGAAGUGCAGUAUUGCUUUUUCAAACCGUUGCAUUUGUCAAACGUCUUUAUCAUGCACCAUUCCCAUUGAGCUCAGUGCAUUUGCAUUGUAAACUCUAGCGUGUAGGCAUCCUAAUAUCAUUUCAAAUGUGUACUGUAUUUUUUUUCCAUGCUGUUGAUGACUGUAAUGUAUGAUAUAUUCUGCAGUAAUGAUGUAAUGCUCAUGUCUGCCUCGAUGACAUAACCAAAUCCUGCGGUUACGUACGGUCGUGUUAGUGUGAAUCUGCGUUCCAUUCAGAGACGAUUGUUGGAUAUUCCUGUGAUAUCAAGUUGCAACAAAAAAUGCAUGCAUUUACUACAUGUAUUAUGUUUGGAAAAUUACAUACAAGGAAAGAAAAUGUUUUUUUUUUUUUGUCAACAGUCUUUUCGCAACCAAAUUGCGAUGCUAUGCAAUGCUAGCAUUAGUUCUGUAGGUGUGCGGUUAACAGACCGGAGCAUUCAGCGUGUUAUAUACAUAUUUUCUAAACAUUUUGUACAGAGCCCUGCUCAUGCCAUGCAGAAAAAAUACAUAUAUCAUGGCCACGAAUGAAGAAUUUGUUUCUAUGACUAAUUAAUUUGUUCCCUUUUUUUGUAAAUCGUGGCCACACUGUACUAAUUCGUUCUCUCGUUUUAGUAAAUUGUGGCCAUGUUGUACUAAUUCGUUCUCUCUUUUA